Messenger RNA from Nothobranchius furzeri (turquoise killifish), 3180 nucleotides. RefSeq names its product MBL associated serine protease 1 (gene masp1). The record is from RefSeq and is a predicted model, not a curated record. Gene Ontology annotation, cellular component: extracellular region. Gene Ontology annotation, molecular function: calcium ion binding; serine-type endopeptidase activity. Gene Ontology annotation, biological process: complement activation; proteolysis. NCBI's taxonomy places the organism in Eukaryota, Metazoa, Chordata, Actinopteri, Cyprinodontiformes, Nothobranchiidae.
AAGGACCUCUCCCCCGACCCGGAGUUGGCAAACCACUAAAUAAUGAAAAUGUAAAUUAAAUCAAUGAUUAUGAUCGCACUGGAAUUAAGAACAGGAAAAAGUUUAAAAUGAAUCUGUAUGUGUGUCUGACAAAUGGAAAUUGUAUGUAAAUAGAUUAUUUCUUCUGGAAAAGGGGGCAGAAAUUAUAAAAUGUUUUUCUUCAUUCUGCUCCUUUUCGUUCGAUUUUGAUUUUUGUUAUGUAUAUCUUGUUGUUUAUAUGUUUUAUUUGUUUUUAUUUUGAAUGAAAUAAACAAAGAAAAAAAACGUCAUAUGUGUGCAGAUAUGAGUGCUAGAGAACUCUGCCUGUGCAGAACUCUAUGUGUGCAGAUCUAUGUGCUCCAGAAUGUUAUGUGUGCAGAACUCUGUGUGAAGAUAUAUGUGUUGUAGAACUCUAUGUGUGCAGAUCUAUGUGUUGUAGAACUCUAUGUGUGCAGAUCUAUGUGUUGCAGAACUCUAUGUGUGCAGAUCUAUGUGUUACAGAACUCUAUGUUUGCAGAUCUAUGUGUUACAGAACUCUGUGUGUGCAGAUAUAUGUGUUGCAGAACUCUAUGUGUGAAGAUCUAUGUGUUACAGAACUUUGUGUGUGCAGAUAUAUGUGUUACAGAACUCUUUGUGUGCAGAUCUAUGUGCUAGAGAACUCUAAUGCGUACGGAUCUAUGUGUUACAGAACUCUGUGUGUGCAGAUAUAUGUGCUAGAGAACUCUAUGCGUGCGGAUGUCCGGCUCUUGCACACUCCCCUUUCUCUGUGGACACACUGAACCGGAGCAGCAGAACUCCGUUCAUCAGGAUGAGGGUCUUUGUGAUCCUGCUGCUGUUCUGGCCCAGACGUGGCACCCAGCUGAUGUCCGGAUUCUAUGGAAGACUGGAGUCUCCGAACUUUCCCGACCCGUACCCGAGAGACACUGAGCGAUGCUGGAACAUAAGCGUUCCAGAUGGAUUUCGGAUCCAACUCUACUUCAGUCAUUUUGACCUGGAGCCAUCUUACCAGUGCCAGUACGACUCAGUCAAGGUGGAGGCAGACAGGGAGCUGUUAGCGUUGUUCUGUGGGAAGGAGGAAACCGACACGGAGACAGUGCCGGCUCAGCAGGUCAUCACGUCUCCCAGGACCUCCCUCAGCGUUCGAUUCACCUCCGAUUUCUCCGACGAGGAGCGAUACUCUGGUUUUCUGGCUCACUACAGCGCUGUAGAUGUGGACGAAUGCGACGAGCAGAGCCACAACAUCCAGUUCUGUGAUCAUUUCUGUCACAACUACAUUGGGGGAUACUACUGCUCCUGUCGCUAUGGUUACCUGCUGCAUGCCGACAACCACACCUGCAGAGUGGAAUGCAGCAGUGAUGUGUUCAGGGAACGCUCCGGCGUUCUCACCAGUGUGGAUUUCCCUGCUCCUUACCCCAAGAGCUCCGACUGCCUGUACCGCAUUGAGCUGGAGGAAGGUUUCAGACUCCGCCUCCAGUUUGACGCUCGUUUUGACGUGGAAGACCACCCAGACAUCAGCUGUCCCUAUGAUUACGUGAAGAUCGAAGCAGGAGGACGUGAAUUUGGUCCGUUCUGCGGAAAUCGGUCUCCAGGAAUCAUUCAGACUGACAGCAACGUGGUCGUAGUUCGAUUUCACAGCGACAACUCGGGAGAAAACCUCGGCUGGAGGCUCAACUACACUUCUAUAGGAAGUCAGUGUCCUGUCCUUCAGACUCCGCCCAAUGCUGUGGUGAGUCCUGUCCAAUCAGAAUACUCCUUUAAGGAUCACGUUGUGAUCAGCUGUGAACCUGGGCACCACCUGCUUAUGGACGGCCAGCUUUUGGACCAUUACCAGCUGCUGUGUGGGGCUGAUGGGUCGUGGAGCGGCCAUCUUCCUCGCUGUCAAAUGGUGGAUUGCGGGAUGCCCAGGAGUGUUAAAAUGGCGGAUUUGGUGUUCGGUAACCAUGACAACAGCACACGGUUAGGAGCGACCAUUCAUUAUGUGUGCAGAGAGGACGGAGUCCUGCUGAACAGUUCCUUCAGGUGUGGUCACACAGGUGAAUGGGUCGACGCUGAAGGAGAAACCAAGCUACCGAGCUGUCAGCCAGCUUGUGGACACCCAUCCCGCGCUCUUCCCACUCAGGUGAAGCGGGUCGUUGGCGGUCGGAUUGCCGAACCCGGUCUCUUUCCGUGGCAGGUCCUGCUCAGCGUGGACGACCUGUCUCGGGUUCCCGAGGACCGCUGGUUUGGCUCUGGGGCGCUGUUGUCUGAGUUCUGGGUCCUGACAGCUGCCCACGUGCUGCGUUCCCAGCGGAGGGACAGCACCGUCAUUCCGGUGGCUCCUGAGCACGUAAAGGUGUCAGUUGGCCUCCAGAGCCUCAGAGACAAACCUUUGUCUACCAACCACUCAGUGGACCAGAUCCUUCUCCAUCCGGAUUUCCACCCCACCAACUACAACAAUGACAUCGCCCUGCUGAGGCUGAGCCAGAAGGUGGUGUUUAACCAGCUGGUUCGUCCGGUCUGUCUGCCACAAACUGGUCAACAGGCUGAUCUGUCAUUCCUACUGCCUAACUCUCUGGGUCUGGUAGCAGGGUGGGGGAUCUCAAACCCCAAUGCUUCCUCCUCCGCCCUGACCUCUGACCUCGGAGUGACCUCUGACCUCCUGCAGUACGUGAAGCUGCCUGUGGUCUCUCAGGACGAGUGCCAGGCGAGCUACGCCUCACGCUCCAUCAGCUACAACAUCACAGACAACAUGUUCUGCGCUGGCUUUUUUCAAGGGGGGCGGGAUACCUGCUUGGGGGACAGCGGGGGGGCAUUUGUAAUGCAGGUGAGGCAGAGGUGGGUGGUGUUUGGGCUGGUGUCCUGGGGGGGUCCAGAAGAGUGUGGGAGUCAGAGGGUGUAUGGCGUCUACACCCGGGUGGAGAAAUACAUUGGGUGGAUAAAAAGCCACACCCACAUUUCCUCUUGGUGAGGAGCCUCUGAGGACAGCGCACCUGUCUGUCUUUACUUGUUUUUACCUUCGUGACGACCGGAGGCAGAAUUACGCUUGCUACUCUGUAUGAUUUACCUGUAAACAGGUGUGCCUACCUUCUGCCUCAGAAAUACUUUUAUAAUCUCUCCAUCGAUUAGGUUGAACUCAGACAUUCAGCGUGAAGUUGUGUGUUGUUAUGAUGAGUCAGCGUCUCA